Molecule: messenger RNA, 1921 nt
Organism: Contarinia nasturtii (swede midge)
Lineage: Eukaryota; Metazoa; Arthropoda; Insecta; Diptera; Cecidomyiidae
Gene: Exd2
Product: exonuclease 3'-5' domain-containing protein 2
Exons: 9
Coding region: 100-1815 (571 amino acids)
Biological process (GO): nucleobase-containing compound metabolic process
Cellular component (GO): cytoplasm; nucleus
Molecular function (GO): nucleic acid binding; 3'-5' exonuclease activity
Source: RefSeq, a predicted model, not a curated record
GAACUGUCGACAUGUGUUUCACAACAUAGAGUCAGUGUUAUUUCUUUUUUCGAGUAAAAAGCCGCAAAAAUCGUAUUUGCAUUAGAUGAACGUUGAAACAUGAGUCAGGAAAAUCAAUUCCCAUUUAAGGGGUCCACACUUGCGGCUACAGCUGCAGGAAUUGGCCUUUGUUUUGUGGCAGUCAAGUAUCGGUCACCAAUUAUUAAACAAAUAAAAGUGAUGGCCAAUUACACAGAUCCACUUCGAAACCAAAAAGUUCGAGUGAUUGAUACAGUCGACGAAUGCCGAACUCUAAUGAGAAAUAUGAAAAUGCAUUGCAAUGAAUAUAAUGUGCUUGGAUUUGACUGCGAAUGGGUCAGUUUUGCAGGAACUCGACGACCGGUGUCAAUGCUACAAUUAACUUCACAUCGUGGUCUAUGUGCCUUGAUUCGACUAUCACAUUUACAGAUGAUUCCAUCCGAACUCAAAGAAAUUCUGGAAGAUGACAAUAUUCUGAAGGUUGGUGUUGGUCCUCAAGGUGAUGCUACUUAUUUAGCACAAGAUUAUGGUGUUUGUGUAGCUAGUACAUUGGAUUUGCGUUACUUGGCUGAAAUGACUGAAUGCUACCCUGGUGGACUGGGCAAAAUGUCCGAAAAAUACUUGAAAGUUAAGCUCAACAAAGACUGGCGCAUUCGAUGUUCAGACUGGGAGGCGCCGAUAUUAAAUGAAAAGCAAAUUGAUUACGCGGCAAAAGAUGCACAUGUAGGAAUCGAACUAUUCAAAUUUUUUAUUGCCAAACUGGAACGGCGCCGAGUGUUUGAAAAACAAUCAACUUAUCUGCAACGAAUCAUCGAUGAAUACUGCUUUAGAUACCUUGACAUCGGCUUUGGCAAAAAAGCAGUUUCGAAAAAUAGUCAAGAACCAGAAAAGAAAAGCUUGAAUAGUGUGUCUCUUUACAAUUUGAAAAUUAUGAAAAGUGGAAUACGUCAAAAGCCAUUGUACACAAACUGCCUUUUGGAGGCAAAUGACGGUGAGCUCUUAUGCACUAUUGACCAAAGGAAAGCAAUGUGGUAUGUGAACAAAGAUCUCGGCGAAAUUGUGUCAGAAACUCCAUUAACCGUUCGAUUGAAGUUCGAACCAGCCGGCAGAGCAGUUGGCCAAACAGGAAAGUAUUAUAAAUUGGCCAAAGAGAAUAAAUGUGUAGCUUGCGGUGAAGACAAAAAUUACGUUCGAAAAAAUGUUGUACCGCGAGAUUAUCGAAAGUAUUUUCCAUUGGUUAUGAAGGGCCAUACCUCGCACGAUGUGGUUCUGCUAUGUCCACGAUGCCAUCAAAUCAGUAAUAUACAUGAUGAGAAGCUCCGUGAAAAAUUGGCAGAACACUGCAAUGCACCGAUCAUUCCGAAAACUUUGGAAAUACCUCGAUUGAAGGAAUUGAAAUCGAUUUGUCGAGCACUAUACCUGCAACGUAACAAAAUACCAGAAGAACGACAACAUGAACUACGUGCCAGAUUACAGAAGCUGUGUCCAGAGGAGGAGAAUUUUUCAGAUGAAUUUUUCAAGUCAUAUGUUGACAUUGACGCAUAUGAAAUGAAUGAUAACUAUUCUGCACAUGGAGCAAAAGUUGUUGAAUUCUAUCAGAAUAGCGAUGCAGGAUUGAUAGGUUUGGAGCGUAUAUGGCGCGAACAUUUUUUGAAAACGAUGAAACCAGAGUUUUUGCCAGAUCUUUGGUCAAUUGAACACAACGCUGAAAGAUUGAAAAUUCGUGCGGAUGAGGGUCGCAUUGACGAAAAUGACAUGAAAUUGGCUGGGCUGCCAUUGCUAAGUGCAAACAACUGAUACAUCACAAAAAACAUCACAUUAUUUAUCUAUUUAUUUCUUUUAAGAACAUUUUGAUACUUUCGAAUGAAAGAUGGCCGAUUUGCAAUUCUUUUUUACAAUUAAU